AGGUUUCAUGUGGAUUAUUUGUACGGUGAAGGUGAUGGCUUUGUUGAUGUGUUUGAGAGAGAAGGGUCAGGGGUUUUCAUCGAUGCACCCACUGCAUAAGAGAUGAUCCAUGAAUAUAAAAUCAAGAAUAUGGGCCACUUCCCAAUUCUCUCUCACAGAGCAUUCCUUGUUUAUAAAAUCUCUCCCCCUCUCUCUCUCUCUUCGAACCAGAGAAAGGAUCUUCGCUUUCCGACAAAUGGCUGCUACUACUACAUUGUACAAGUCUUCUUCAUGUCUCAAGUCCGGUUCCACCACCAGUCGCUUAAACCCAUCUUCUCUCGUCAAGCCCUGUCCGAAUCCGACCAUGAUUAGGAGUUUCGGUUCUGGGGAAGAGUCGGAGACAUGUGGUUAGGAAAGCUUCGAUCGAAAUGUCGCAAUCGAACUCGACACCUUCUUCGGUUGUUGUCAAUUCAUCAAGUAAGCAGCAAAAGGGUCCCAUCAUCGUGAUUGAUAACUACGACAGCUUCACCUACAAUCUCUGCCAGUGUCCUUGGAGAAAGUCAACGUUGCUUUUGUCUUUGGUGAGAAGGAUUUUGCCGAUGUUGUCGCCUUACCAAAGCGCAAUAUGGUUCGUGAUUUUUUCAACAGCAUUUCAGGAGUUAGUGAAAUGAAGAUAUCUUUGUAUACUAUAGAGUUUCUUGAUAAUAACAACAGGGUAUACCCGUCAUACGACCCAUUGCCUCAGUUUUGCAACGUCUCCACCUUAAAAGUGACGUUUUCUGUAUCAAAUCUGGAUAGGAUGAUGCCAACCCUUCUCGAGAGCUUUCCGAAACUUAAAUCGCUCGUCUUAAAGCUGGAUUAUGAUCCUUCGAGGAAGAGAGCAGUACAUGUAAGAUUCUCAUCUGUACCUCCGUGUUUGCUGUCAUCACCAGAAUUUGUAAAGAUAAAGUGUUUCAUCGGAGGGCAUGUUCACAUGGAAGUAGCUAGGUACUUUUUAGAGAACUCACAAGUCCUGAAGAAACUUGUUCUGGAUUUUAAAUGUUCAGUAUUUGAACAAGGGUUUUACAUGUUGAGGGAUCUCCUUGCAUUGCCCAGGAGAUCUAGCUCGUGUGAAAUCCUACUUUGUUGAUGGCUAGAAUGGUGUAAUGAUCAGAUGGAGAAUAGUAGAAUUUAUGUUGGUUUGUUAGACUAAAUUUGGAUUUUGAUUUAUCUUUUUUUUUCUGUAGAAUUCUGUUGUGAUGUCGUUUUGUGUGGAUGUUGAUUGAGAAUUCUAUAACUUCUAAACU
Raphanus sativus (radish) is the source of this 1265-nucleotide messenger RNA. Its product is annotated as FBD-associated F-box protein At5g22730-like. Lineage: Eukaryota; Viridiplantae; Streptophyta; Magnoliopsida; Brassicales; Brassicaceae. The record is from RefSeq and is a predicted model, not a curated record. The transcript has 5 exons. The coding region runs from base 605 to 1108 and encodes 167 amino acids.